Messenger RNA from Filobasidium floriforme, 3880 nucleotides. RefSeq lists its product as uncharacterized. NCBI's taxonomy places the organism in Eukaryota, Fungi, Basidiomycota, Tremellomycetes, Filobasidiales, Filobasidiaceae. Gene Ontology annotation, molecular function: structural constituent of nuclear pore. Gene Ontology annotation, cellular component: nuclear pore. The coding region runs from base 180 to 3521 and encodes 1113 amino acids. The transcript has 15 exons. Gene Ontology annotation, biological process: mRNA export from nucleus. The record is from RefSeq and is a predicted model, not a curated record.
UAUCAUUCUCGAUCCGGAUGGCAACGACAUAGCAGUGGAUCAGGAUCAUACUAAUUAACAGGACCUCCAGCUUUUUGCCUUACACGGCGAUACAUCAUCCUACCAGACCCUGCUCUUAUCGAUAACGCUCCGUACGGGCAAAUUCCACUUCAUCUCGUCGGAUUCGUCAAACCUGCAAGAUGGCAGAGAAUUUCACGGACGACUCUCGUGUGGCUGAUUCGAUCAUCGAGAAGGUCGCGCAAGAACAAGCUUACCAGGAUCUGCAAGACCGGCUCAAGAACGUCGAGGAAGAAUGUCGGAAAGAACGGGCAGAGAAGGAAAAGGUCAAGGCUGAGAGGGAUGAGCUGGCUACAACCAAUGCUCAACUGCAAGAAGCCAACUCUUCUACCCAAUCCACUUUCGCUACCAUCUCUACCAACGUUCGCGAUUACGAAACACGUAUACGGAUCUUGGAGAGGGAGAAAGAAGAGCUUCGGCAAGACUUCUCCCAGCUGAAACAGAAGAGCCGGACAGACAAUGACCUGGUCAGAAAAUACCGUGAGACAUCGGAGAGCGAUGGUAGACAGAUCCGUCAGCUGGAUGUCGAGCGUUCCGAAGCCAUCUACGCCAAGAACAAGAUGGAGCAUCAACAAAAGAUUCUCAGCUCGGCUUUGGAGACAGUCAGGAAAGAAUCAGAGAUGUACUCCAAGGCUUUGGUCGACAAGGAAGCGGAGUUUGCAUCUUACCGGUCGAGUCAUUACAUGGAAUUGCAACAGACGCUCUCGGAACGCGACCGUGAAGCUCAAUCUCGACUCCAGGUCGAAAAAGCUCGCGAUCAGGUCAACCGACAAUACCAGGAAAACCUCGAUGCCUUGAACUCUGCUCAGACCGAGUUGACAGCGCUCCAGAACAAGCUGUCAAAAAAGUCUUCCGACUUCAGAGCAGAUGCCGCAGCGCUUCAAAAGCGUAUUGACUCGCUGGAGAACCGUAGCAAGGAGGAUCGGGAAGCCGUCGAGGGUCUGGAGGAAGCUUUUAGAGAAGCUCAGGAGGCUCACGCUCAGCGUGUGGAAGCGUACGAAGACGAGAUCCAGGCUGCGGCAGAGCGACAGACGCAAGCGGAAGAGAAGAUGGCAGAGAUGGCCAGGACCGUCGAACUGCUCAGUCAAGGGGUCGAAUCGAGCACGGAUGAUUGGGGUGGGCUCGGCGGAGAAGCGGCCGGCCAGAUGGCCGCCAUGAUCGGAUCGAGCUCUGGGUCAACCUCGGGAGGAAAGACGCUGAAACAGGCGUUGGCAGAGGUAGUCAGGCUUCAAGCAGAGAGCGGGAAGCUCAAGGUGGAGAACGAAAGGCUCGAGGGGUUGUGCAGGAGCGUAUUGAGGGAUCUCGAAGAGAGGAAACCCGUUCUCGAUCAACAACGCGCCGAAUACUUCAGGAUGAAGACCAAUGCUGAUGAUCUCGCUCGGCAACUGGCGGAAACAAUUCAAGCUAAAGAGGCAGCGGAAGCCGAACUGGUCGAGAUCAGGUCUCGAUUGAACGAUGCCUCGGUCGAAAACAAGACGCUUAAGAGCCAGUCGGCUGAUCUCGGACUUCAAGUCAGGGUGUUGACAAGGGAGAUCGCUAUCAGGGAUGACCCCGCACUGGCAUACGAGGCCUUUGAUCCCAUUGGACAAGAUCACCCAGAGAUUUCUGACAUCGACGCCGUGAUCACGAACAAUCUGACCAUGUUUAAGAAGCUACCGCAAUUGCUCGAGCAGAACAAGAAGCUGUUACGCAUCUCCCGGGAACUCGGCAGGAAGCUGGAAGAGAAGGCUUCGAGCGGGUCGUCAGGUGCCGAAGCAAGUGACAACGAUCUCGACAAUGCCGCACAGGCGAUCGAGAAUUUGACCGAGACUGUCAACUCGUUGCGAGCCCAAGUGGUCGACUCCAGGACCCAGUUGGAGCUAUCUAUCAAGGAGAGGGACAUGUACAGCCGCUUGCUCGUUCAGGGCCGAAUGCUUGGCAUGUCUAGCGAAGCGGUCGACAAGAUUGCUUCGGGCCAGCUUGCGAUGGGUGGUGUCCAAGGACAAGACGAUGUCGUCCGCAAUGUCAUGUCGGGUAUACAGGCCGAGUUCGAGAAGCACCGUGAUGAACUCCAGAGGGAAGUCAAGGAGGUUCAAGAGAAGGUCGAGGAGAAAACGAGGGAAGUAGAAGCCGAACGAGAGCGGACGGCAUCUGCCCUGGCUUCUUUGCGUCACGAGCAGAAUCAAAAUCUGGCUCUUACGCAGAAGAUGGAACAGGAAAAAUCGGAUCUUACCACUCACCUCAGCACUAUCGCGAUCAGAGAAGCCGAGAUCCUCAACCUUCGUACGGAAUUGGCCCGGGUUACCAACGAGGAGAACCACCUACGAGCGCAGAAAAAGCACUUGCAGACUUUCGUUGACGGCCUCAACGCUCAAAAGGAGAUGUUGCAGGCCAACGAAUUGGCGUCUGCUGAAUCUACGAGCAAAUUGCUGCAAGAGAAAGCCGAGCUCUCUCGGGAGAUCUCAAGUCGCAAACUCCUCCACGACCAGGAACUUCUCAUCGCUCACAAUGCCAAGCAGGAAGCGGAGAACGCUUUGACAUCCCUCCGGGAGGAUCUAGAGAAAGCCAGGAACGCUUUGGCCGAACAACGUACUGCCAAUCAAACCUUGCUUACUUCCUCCAAGUCCCCCGAAUUGCAGAAGCGAAUCGACGAGCUCGAAACCGAGCUGGCCACCAUCACGAAAGAGCGAGACGAAAAGAUCGCCAAACUUCAAGAGGAAAUCGCCGCUGCACGGGCGGACGUGCAAACCAAGCUGAACAUCGGUCUCAAAUGGCAGAAGCGAACCAAGGAGUUGAUGGCUCAGAUCAACGAGACCAAGGAAACGCACACCAAGGCUGUCACCGAGCUACAGACCGAAGUCACUUCGCUCAAAACUCAGAUCGAAAGCUUGAACGGUGAAGUCGCCACCGCGAAGCAGAACGUCGCUUCCAAAUCAAAAGAGGCGGACGAGGUCAAAGAAGAAGUAGCUCGUCUCAAAGCUGGUCUUGCAGACAAGGAGACAGCCUUAGCUCAAGCAGCGGUCAACGCCAACACUUCUGUGACUCCAGCAUCAGAGGUUACCCCUGUUGUCGAUGGAGUGAUGGCUGAGACCCAGAAAGCCCUGGAUCAAGCGAAGCAGCGCAUCGGAGAGCUAGAGUCGCAGCUGUCCGCAGCUAUUACAACGCGGGAUGAGGCGGUAGCGGAGCAACGCCGUCUUCAGUCUGCUGCAACGGCUAAUGUGGCGGAAGGACAUACACAGGACGCUUUGCGCCAAGACUUGCCAAGAAGCAGCACGAGGAGGCUCUUCGAGCUGCCAAUGCAAAGACAGUUUCCGCUCACGAAGAGGUGCAACGGCUGUCCCAACGUAUCCAAGCUCUGGAAAGCGAGCUAUCGGAAACGCAAGCCAAAGUACAAACCUUCAAUCAGCCUCCAUCUAGCUCGGAUGCGUCGGUGGCGCUUGCCGCAAGUGCUGAAGAGCCUGGCGAGAUCAAGGACGAAGGGGUAGCGCCCGCAAUUGAAGCGGCCGAAACAGGCGGAGAGCCUCAGAAGGCACUAGACGAACUACAAGCUCAAUUCGACCGGUACAAGUCAGAGCAGAGUACGAAAUACGAGCAAGGUGUUAUGAAGGUCAACAGCGCCAAUGUCAAGCUAAAGCAGGAAAACCAGCAAUGGCGAGGCGUUCGUCAGCACAUCGAGACGCUGCAGAAAGAGUUCAAAACCCCGACUCAAGGCGGAAACUUUGAUCUCAAUACCGCCAUCGACGAGAUCGUGGAAGUACUCAAGACUGAACGGGACAAAGCCUUGGCUACCGCUACCGAAAUUACAGCGGAGAAGGUCAAGUUGGAAGCCGCGUCGGAGGCAGCG